Messenger RNA from Poecilia latipinna (sailfin molly), 3049 nucleotides. RefSeq lists its product as uncharacterized. NCBI's taxonomy places the organism in Eukaryota, Metazoa, Chordata, Actinopteri, Cyprinodontiformes, Poeciliidae. The transcript is spliced from 3 exons. Bases 1378 to 2481 code for a protein of 367 amino acids. The record is from RefSeq and is a predicted model, not a curated record.
GCCAGAAACCACCAUUAGUGACAGAAGAACAGCCAUCAUCAGUUCAAUCAGUGACACUUCUCAGGGCUAUGGUGCCCUCUAUUGGUUGACACCAGACAUUGCAGCCAAAGCUUUGAGACUUUGAAGGAAUGCCUGUUUAGCUUUGUAUUUGUUUGAAUCUUCUUUAUGCAAAUAAAUAGCUACUUUUGAGUAAGAUAUUUAUGUACUUUUAAAAAUCUUCAGAACAUAGAGGAUAUAAAAGUCCCUGUUUUUUCUUCUUACUUUUAUGGUUUUGUUGAAUUGAUGCUUCAAAGAUUUUGAGAAAUACAUUUUAAUGUUUCUAAUUUAAUCUAUCUUUUCUGUAAGACAAACUUUUAUUUUAUUAUUGCAGAAGACAAAUGUAAUCCAAUAAAUCUGCCGUUUCAGUCACUGGUUUCUACAUUUAGGGCAGUGAGACAUGCUUUGAUGUGGUUUUGGGAUGAAAUCCAGGGAUUAAAUGAAAUUAAAAAAAUAAAAUGCAAACACUCUUCUUAUCAAGUAUUGGCUUUUGUGCUGGAGAAUGUCAGAUAAGUUAUGAGCUGAGGUUGAAAAUGUAAAAAAAAGAAGGAGCAGUAAAGGGAAAUCAUUGAAAUUUGACCUAAAACUCAAAAAUUCAUCAAAAGUUUGAGGCCGUCUGGCUUUCACGUCAUGUCAUGUUAAAUAUUCACACUUUACAAAAGUAAAAAUGCUCUGUCUACAAGUGAGGCAGAAUUGAGACAGUCUUUGCAUUUACUGACGCUGCCAAGCAAUGAAAAUGUGAAACGUGAAAGAAAAUACUUUCCUCCAGUCUAAACUGUAACCUGUAGUUUUUUUGUGAAUUCAAGACUUUUAUUUGGAUUUUAUCAUAUUUUUUUUAAUAGCGCUAAAUGCUUCCUAAUUAAUAUAGCUAUUACGUUACUGAGUUUGUCUACAGACUUUGCUGGGGUUCCUUGGAGAUAUAAAAUAUAUUCUGAUGCUGUGAUUUUGAUCAUGCCUUCUGUAAAACAAAGAGAAGGUAUAAUAAACUUCUACUUUGUCUUACACUUUUUUCACCUUGAUAUCACAAGAUAUGACUAAACCUUUUCAAUUCUUUCAACAAGCUGUAAAUUGACAUUGAAAAUAAUAUGGUUCUGUGCUUUUCCAGGUCUGCUUUUCCAGAUGAAAUCAAACAAAUGUCUAAUGUACAAAUUGGGCAAAUUAACAUCCAUGUUGUGGAUCCUGCUGAUGCGUAAAUUUUCAGAUUAAAUUGUUUCACAUUACUGAACUCAGCUAAAUCAAAGAGGUGCUAUCCAUCUGAAAAGCUGUUAGCCUACAGUAGCUCUGUAGACUUCUUAAUUUUUCUACAAGCUCACUGAAAUAAGAAAUCCCCCUGCUACAGCCAUGGAUGGUAUGUUGGAAGGAGCGGUGGUGUUGUCUACAUGUAAACUGGUCUGCGGUUUUCUCGUCCUGCCGUCUCUGGCUGCGUCCCACAGUCCUGUCAGCUUCUGCUGCUGCUCCCUCUUGAUCUUCACAGACUUCCUGGUCACAGGUUUCCUGAGUUUCCUUUGCGUCUUGAAGUUCUGGCUGACUGAGAUGAACCCACCAGGUGACGUCAUCGCCCUACGUUUCCUGCUCUUCCUCAGCCACACCUACGGAGCCGUGCUGCUCCUCACCACCUUUCUGACCGCCACGGAGACCUUGAUCAGGUUGCUGUGGCCGCAUGCUGCAGCUGAUCCCAGGACGAUUUUCUGUAAUAGUGAGGAGGAAGAGGACGGCAGCGUCUCAGAUGAAGGCGAAAGCUUGCCACAGGUGGUGGGGUUCUUCUGCUGCCUGUCGGUGUGGAUCGCCGUGGCGUUCAGUGUCCGGUGGCACUGGCAGCUGGAGGAAGGGUGGACGGUGGCUUGUCUGGACAAAACCGACUCUCUCAUCAGAUGUCUUCCAAACCUCUUCAGUCCCAUGCACAGAGUCAUGGAUCCCUACUGGAGCCUGGCCUUCCUGGUUCUCCUCGGGCUGCUGCUGACCGUCAGCACGGGACUGCAGAGGAGAAACCAGACCUCUGCAGAACCAAAGAGAACACAACGGUACGAGGACGGAGCGGCGCCUGCAACCUCCAAGCCACUUCAUCCAGAAAUGUUUACCUCAAAGUGUGUUGAUGGAGACUUUCCCCUCAUCUCCCAUGACUGUUUGUCUGAAGAGAUGGGAAGACAGGAAUUCAAGAGGACUCAGAAACAUGUUCCCCUGGAUUUAGCCAGAGAGCAGAGCUUAGAUCUGAAUCAAACCCGCCUGAGGAGACGGAAUCGGUGGGGUUUUCCAAGCCUGGAGGAGAAUACAGUAAUAGCGCUUGUUAGCGUGCUCUGCAUGUUCACACUUCCCUUCUACCUCAGCGUGAACACUUUUCUAAUCAGGACUAUAGACUCUGUGCUGAAUGGAUGCAUCAAGUUUUUAAUUUCGUCUGUGGCCAACAGCAGAGACAUGUCGUCCUCUCUCAGAGUCUCACAGGUUUAACAAAACAAAGCCAGACUUCAGCCGAUGAGUGUUUGCAGCAGAACCAUGAAGAGUGGUCCCAGUGUGCAGACGGCUGUUCUACCUGUUGACGCUGCUCUGACAGGAGAGUAAACACACCUUCCCAGGCAGCUUUUCACAUGUUGGGGAUAGUAUUUGUAGAGUGCAGAGAGGUACUGAGGAGGCAGGUCGAGGCGUGCUUGCAGAGAGACACCAAGCACUUCUUAAGCUCCUCGGGGCAUCGCUUUCCUCAGACGUUUGUCUUUGCACAAAGCCACAGUUUAAGUGAGACUGAUCCAGGGGCAAACAGCAUCUUGCAAUGUGUAACAUGAAGUUUGCUGAUGCUGCCUGACAUGAAGAUAUAUGUAAUGAAAACCAAGGGACUCGAGGGCAAACAGAUGGAGUUUUUCCUGUUAUUAUUAUGGAGUCAUUCAGACCGUCUCUGUGCCUUGAAAAUCAUCCAUGUUUGUUUUUUACAUUUUGCCUUAAUGAUAUUUGAGUGGGAUGUUAAGGGAGAGACCAGCACAAAGUUGUGUAUGAAGUGAAAUAAAAAAUGAGAAGUUUUCAUCAA